AUAGGCCGUUGCGGUGUUGACGUCGGUGUUGUUGUUGUUGCUGCCAACGUUUCUGCUGCCACCGUGUACCGAGCUGACACCAGCCUUUGUGACAGCAUGGAUAACACACACUCGGACCGUCUGUCUAUAAAAACACACACCGACACACACACCGACAGAAAGAGCGCGAGCCGUUUACCGAGAGGACAGAACUUUCUUCAACAACCGCCAUGGGAGUCGUCAUCUCCUCCAUCUUCUCCAGGUUCAUGAGCAAAACACCUGUACGGAUUUUAAUGGUGGGUCUGGAUGCGGCCGGUAAAACUACACUACUGUACAAACUGAAGCUGGCUGAAGUUGUCACCACCAUCCCGACUAUCGGUUUUAAUGUGGAGACGGUGGAAUAUAAGAACAUCAGUUUCACUGUUUGGGACGUUGGUGGUCAGACCAUCAUCAGACCUCUGUGGAGACAUUACUUUGUAAACACACAGGGUCUGAUAUUUGUUGUUGACAGCAACGACCCCGAGAGGAUGAAAGAAGCCGCAGACGAGCUGCACAAGAUGCUGGAUGAAGACGAGCUGAGAGGCGUGGCCGUGCUGGUGCUCGCUAACAAACAGGAUUUGCCGAGAGCCAUGUCUGUCAGUGACAUCACGGAGGCUCUCAGCCUAUCAGGAGUCUCCCAGCCGUGGUUCGUCCAGGCGUCCUGUGCCGUCAGUGGUUCAGGUCUGGCCGAAGGUCUCGACUGGCUCUCACACCAGAUCCAACAACAGUGACGUGGAUUUAUUCUGUUUGAUGCUGGAUCUUUAUACUCAUGGAGCUUUCUGCUGUGAGCUGAGCCGAGGUGAGCAACCCAGGAGACACAGAACAUCUGAGGAACAUCUCAUAACGCUGACCUCGUCUAAAUGAACAGAAACAGAAAGAUUCUUUUAUUUUAUUGUUUUGUCUUCUCUGUACCCUUUUUCCCUUUUUUCCCUGAGAUUUCUGUCCUGAAGUUGGCUUUUUUUAGUGACACUAUAACCAGGGUUUGUUCAGAUUUAAGCCUUCAAAUAAAGUUGUUUUCAAUAACUAUUUAUUGGGAAUAUUCUCCAAGGGCAUUAAUACAGGUCUUCAGUUUAAGGAAUAUUUUUAUAGAAACUUCUGGAAUGUUACAUUUAGAGCCACAGAAUGAAUCUGUGGAGUUACAAUAAAAGACAGGCUGGGGUAUGCAUCAGAGGAUUCACACGGCUGAUUUGAGCAGAUAAUCCUCCCUGUAGAGCGGUGUGCAUUUUUAUAGCAAUUUUUAAUUUUAGUCUAGUUUUAGUGAUUAAAUGCCUUUUAGUUUUAGUCACAUUUGAGUCAUUUCUACCCUUUAGUCUAGUUUUAGUCCGUGAAAAGUCCUCACAUUUUAGUCUUUACUUUUAGUCCAAGCAUUUAUUCUCUUACCUGAAUCUGGAACCAGACCAUGAUAGUGUGUUCUCCUGGGGUCCCUGCUUUCUACAGCUGAGAGGCAGAAGAGAUACAGAUGCAUUGUUUUUUGACAGAUUUACUCAGAGUGGAGAAAUAUCAUGGAUUUUGAAUGUCUGAUGAAAACUAAACUUACUUUAGUCAGUUUUAGUCAUCACAGACCUACCUUUGGCUAGUCUUGGUUUAGUCUUUCAGCUGUUGAUGAACAUUUUUAGUCAGAGUUUUAGUCAGGAACAUUAACACUGCUGUAAUGAAGGAGGAGGACACUGCACCUCAGGAAACAAUCAUUUUAAUGUCUGAUCAACAUGACAGGAUAAGUCCAUGUUACAGGGCUGCUUUUACAGUGGCACAAAGGAAAUAGAAUCAGUUCUUUAGGUAUUAUCUAUAGCAGUGUUACUCAACCCUGCUCAGCCAAAGAGACACAUUUUUGAAAAAUACAUUUGCAAGGGCCACAAUCUAAGUGGCAAAAAGUGGCAAACAUGGGUUAAAGUGGCAAUAAAAAUAAUUUAUAGGUAGCGAAAAUUGUCAAAAAAGUGGCAAAAAUGGGUGAAAAGGAUCAAAAUAUGCAUCAAAUGGCAGACACUGGGCAAAAAAUGGCAGAAAAGGGUUAAAAGUGGAAAAUAUGGGUGAGAAGUGGCAACAAAAGAGGAUCACAGUUGCAAAAAUGGUCAAAAAGCUGCAAAAACAUGGCAAAAAAAGAGUGAAAAAUGAGUAUAAUGGGCAAAGAACAGCAGAAAGGGGGGAAUGGCAAAAAAUCAGCAAAGAGGGGCUAAAUAAAAAAAAAAUUGUUAAUUAAUUGCAAAAGGCAGCUUAAAUGGGCAAAAAGGGGCAAAAAAGGGGCAAAAAUUGC
This is a messenger RNA of Cheilinus undulatus (humphead wrasse), 2269 nucleotides long. RefSeq names its product ADP-ribosylation factor 5-like. Gene Ontology annotation, biological process: vesicle-mediated transport; intracellular protein transport. The transcript is spliced from 6 exons. Gene Ontology annotation, cellular component: cytoplasm; plasma membrane. Gene Ontology annotation, molecular function: GTP binding; GTPase activity. The record is from RefSeq and is a predicted model, not a curated record. Lineage: Eukaryota; Metazoa; Chordata; Actinopteri; Labriformes; Labridae. Bases 210 to 749 code for a protein of 179 amino acids.